AUGUCACAAGAAUCAUUAACUAUCUGUACCCACUCUGGUAGCUUCCAUGCUGAUGAAGCCUUAGCAUGUUACAUGUUGAAAUUAGUCCCAACUUAUAAAGACGCCAAAAUUGUUAGAUCUAGAGAUAAAAAAGUUAUUGAUGCAUCAACCGUUGCUGUUGAUGUUGGUGCAGUUUACGAUUUAGAAAAACUUAGAUUUGACCAUCACCAAGCUGGUUUCACAGAAACUUUUGACGAUAAACAUUUGACCAAACUUUCAAGUGCAGGUUUAAUUUAUAAAAAUUUUGGUAAAACUAUUAUUAAAAAUCGUUUAAAUACAAAUGAAUCUGUUACAGAAUUAUUAUUCAACAAAAUUUAUGAUAAUACCAUUGAAGAAUUAGAUGGUGUUGAUAAUGGUGUUGAAAGAUAUCCAUCUGAUGUCAAACCAAAAUACCAAUCAAACUCAUCCAUCAGCUCAAGAGUAGGAAGAUUAAACCCAGCUUGGAAUGAACCACAAGACGACGAUUUAGUUUUCACUCAAUUUGAAAAAGCUAUGGAAUUAAUGGGUAGUUACUUUUUAGAUUGCCUUGAUUAUUAUGGUAAAUCUUGGUUACCAUGCAGAUCAAUUGUUGAAAAUUCAAUCGAUAAUAGAAAAAAUAUUCACUCAUCAGGCGAAAUUAUUGUUUUAGAAAUGUAUUGUCCAUGGAAAGAUCAUUUAUAUACAUUAGAACAAGAAAAAGAAAUUAAAACCCCAAUUAAAUUUGUUCUUUUUGAAGAUACAUCAGGUCAAUGGAGAAUUGGCGCUGUUAGUAUUAAUUUACAUUCAUUUACAAAUAGACUUUCACUCCCAGAAGAAUGGAGAGGCAAAAGAGACGAAGAACUUUCACAAAUUUCAGGUAUCGAAGGUUGUGUUUUUUGUCAUGCUAAUGGUUUCAUUGGUGGUAAUAAAACUAGAGAAGGUGCCUUAUUAAUGGCAAUCAAAGCUUUAAAUCAAUCCUCAAAAACCUUAUUAGAUGAACAUAAAUAA
This is a messenger RNA of Dictyostelium purpureum, 1005 nucleotides long. RefSeq lists its product as uncharacterized. The transcript has 3 exons. Gene Ontology annotation, cellular component: cytoplasm; nucleus. The coding region runs from base 1 to 1005 and encodes 334 amino acids. The record is from RefSeq and is a predicted model, not a curated record. NCBI's taxonomy places the organism in Eukaryota, Evosea, Eumycetozoa, Dictyosteliales, Dictyosteliaceae.